AUGCCAUCCCGGUCCGGACGUAAUUCACCGAUUCCACCAACCUCGGACUCCAGCUUCACUGCCUCGAACCCUCCCUCACUCUUUACCUCUGACACUACUCUACGAUACCCAUCUCAGCCUCAGAAUGACCGAACAAUGCCUUCAAUGAAUGGCAACUCGCCCACAAGCCCGUACCGCCGCGGGCACAACCGCUCGAUCAGUCACCCAUUUACUUCUCCAUUCAGUGGUCUUGUAAAGAAGCGUGGCAAGACUGCGCCCAAAAAUAUCGCCUGGAACUCGGAUUCGGACUCCGACGAGGCCACAUACCCCGCCAAGUCCCUCGCAACAAGUCCCCGCAAGGAUGUACCUAAGGGAGGGCCAGGAAGUGAUCUUGCGGAGGGGAAAUGCUCGACCUGCAACUCGACUGUGCGCUGGCCACGGCACCUGCAAGUCUACCGCUGCACUUCCUGUUUGAUGGUCACCGACCUUGAUGUGGAGCCUUCAAAGAACGUCAAGGACUCAGCUUCUUCAAAACUGGAAGGUCGGCUACAUAAACCACUGCCCCCAGACCCGCCUGAGUCCCAGCUCUCACCGCUACCUCUACCGCAUGAGCCAAGGCCAGAUGCGCCUUUGUCAAUCAGCCAUACCAGGCGUAUUAUUGACGGAUGUAUUGCUUCAUACUUCCAGACCCUGCUCGAUGGACCCCGUUCAGGAGCGACCCCGGACGACAAGCGCGUAGGCAGGGAUCGCCCAGCAAAUGGCCAACCGACUUCCAUGGUGCCGGACCGUGGCCAUAUUCCUGGACAGCUUUCAACCCCACGAGAUCCUCGUAGCCGGAGCACGUCCACAUCAACUGAGCGAGGUCAAUCUCAUGGGACAAAGGAGAACUCCAAUCUCCUGAAACCACAUGCUAUCCCAUGGGAAGGGAAGGAGAUGCCGAUCCGGAAUCGUGCCAAAUCUGAUUUGCAGAAUGGUUUGAAGGGAGACCAGCGACCUCAGGCGACGGUGCAGUCUAAAGAUACCGAGGAAAAGGAUCGCGAGAACCAGCCAGUAGUUUUCAAGCGGCUUGAAAACUACAUUAUUGCGGCUUUCAAAGGUUGUGAAGCUCUCAAUGCGUCGUUUCCCGUCUAUCAGCCGUCCAUGCGGUCUGCUAGCAGUGGAAAUCCUCCCCGUGUGAAGAUUGACCCCAAAAGCGUACCCGACCCGGCUGUCAAUGCCCCUGUAUUCGAACCCGAUGCAAAAACCCUUCUCUUGGGUGAUGUUGCAGAGAAUUCAACUUGGUGGAUGACGGAGUGGGCCGAGGCUGAGGGACAAGUCCCUAUAAAUGCUAAAGAAAAAACCCCGCAUAAGUCUCGUUCAGUGUCAUCUCGAAGUCCCCGUAUCAACUGGACUGAAGCCAAUCAGUGGUAUCAGCUGGUUCUGACUGCAGGAAGCUCUUGGUCUGAGCGGUGGGCAGCCAGAAAGCCUGACCUAUCAGCACGUCCUGGUACAGACCUGGCCAGGUAUAAGAGAUGGGAAUCGGUUGACCUGUCUGUUAUUGAAAAAGAUAUUACUGAAUCUCGAUUGCACCUCCAGCGAACAUUGAUGAAAGCUACCGAGAAUCUUCUGAAGCGCCCUCGGAAGAUCUUGAAAAAGCCAGAAGACACUCGGUUUCUAUUUAUCUUGUUGGCAAAUCCUCUAUUGUCAAAUCCAAUGGGCUACGCUUCAUCAAAAAUGAUUCAAUCAUCACACCGGGAUGAACGGCGUCCAUCUCAUCCAAGAGAUGCCCCCCAAUCAACAACCAGAGAUGGAAAGUUUUCCAGGAAAGACGCUUCUGCACCGGUUGCUCGCUCUGGAAGCUCCAACCAUCACUAUGGGCCACUGAAGCGAAUUCUUGGUCUACUGUCCAACAUGCCCAAUGAUUGUCACCACUACUUUGUGUCCUGGUUCGCGCGUUACCCACCAGGUCAAUUUGAACGUUUGGUGGAGUUGGUUGGUGGAUUCGUUACGUAUCGCUUGACGCGCCAACAUGGUCGCAAGCGCAGUGAAAACCCCAAAGAUGGAAAUGAAUUGAUUCCAAGUUUUGCAAGUGCGUCUGGAAAUACGCCUGCUGAGCUGCAUGCUGCUAUAAACCGUCGUCAUCCCAGCAAGCCACCUCCCAAGAAGCAGGAAUCUCCUAUUGUCUACGCUGAAGACUGGCAGAUUAGAUCAGCGGCAAGGAUCAUGUCUUUGCUGUUUACGGCAAAUAUCUCCCAAGCGCCGCGCAAGCCCGAUACGGGCUCAGACGCUCGGACACGUCCAAAUGACUCUGCCAAUGGCUCUAGAUAUAUCCAAGAUUAUGUGGUUCCGAUAAGCUCGUUCUACAAUACCUUGCUGGAUUAUUCAGAUCUUGUGGCAGACUUUGAGAACUGGGAAUCUCGAGGCUCAAAGUUUUCCUUUUGCCAAUACCCUUUCUUCCUCAGCAUUUGGGCAAAAAUUCAUAUUCUCGAGCAUGAUGCACGUCGUCAGAUGGAGCUGAAAGCCCGUGAAGCCUUUUUCAACAGCAUUCUUAACCACCGAGCGGUCAGCCAGUAUCUUGUUUUGAAGGUGCGGCGAGAAUGCCUUGUUGAAGAUAGUCUUCGUGGUGUCAGCGAAGUUGUGGGCACAGGCCAGGAGGAGAUCAAGAAGGGCCUUCGAAUCGAGUUCGUUGGAGAGGAAGGGAUCGACGCUGGAGGCCUGCGCAAAGAAUGGUUCCUCUUGCUUGUCCGCGAGGUUUUCGACCCGCACCAUGGACUCUUCAUAUACGACGACGAUUCUAAGUAUUGCUACUUCAACCCAUUCUGCUUUGAGUCAUCUGAGCAAUUUUUCUUGGUUGGGGUUUUGCUAGGACUUGCCAUUUACAACUCCACCAUUCUCGACAUUGACUUGCCACCCUUCGCUUUUAGAAAGCUGUUGGCCUCGGCACCACAAAACACUACUCCGCAGACGGCAACCUCCCAACGAUCGAAAUUCAAGUGCACAUUGGAUGAUCUUGCCGAGUACCGACCAGCACUCGCUAAAGGACUCCGCAUGCUUUUGGAAUACGACGGAGAUGUUGCCGAAACAUUUUGCUAUGACUUUGUUGCUCAGACGGAUCGGUACGGAGAGAUAGUCAGCGUGCCUCUUUGCACAGGAGGCGAGAAGCGACCCGUCACAAACGCAAAUCGGCACGAGUUUGUGGAUGCGUAUGUGUACUAUCUUCUGGACACCGCGGUAGCUCGGCAGUACGAACCGUUCAAACGGGGAUUUUUCACAGUCUGCGGCGGCAAUGCCUUGUCGCUAUUCAGACCAGAGGAAAUUGAAUUACUUGUGCGCGGUUCUGACGAGCCACUCGAUGUGACCUCCCUGCGUGCGGUAGCCACUUACGAUAACUGGUCUCACCACCGUCCCGAGUCAAUCCCUGUGGUCCAGUGGUUCUGGGACUUUUUCGAGGCUGCCCCGCCCCCAUCGCAACGGAAGAUCCUGUCAUUCAUUACCGGUAGUGACCGCAUCCCCGCCAUGGGAGCCACGAGUCUGACCAUUCGACUGGCUUGUCUGGGCGAUGACUCUUCCCGAUACCCUACUGCACGAACCUGUUUUAACACACUGAGCCUGUACCGAUAUGGUACACGCGAAAAGCUUCAGAAGCUGCUCUGGGAUGCAGUCUUGAACAGUGAAGGAUUUGGCUUGAAAUGA
Messenger RNA from Penicillium longicatenatum, 3651 nucleotides. Its product is annotated as HECT-type E3 ubiquitin-protein ligase. The record is from RefSeq and is a predicted model, not a curated record. The transcript is spliced from 3 exons. Gene Ontology annotation, biological process: protein polyubiquitination. Gene Ontology annotation, molecular function: ubiquitin protein ligase activity. Lineage: Eukaryota; Fungi; Ascomycota; Eurotiomycetes; Eurotiales; Aspergillaceae. The coding region runs from base 1 to 3651 and encodes 1216 amino acids.